CUCCUCUGUGAAGGUCACAGAGGACUUAGUCUGGACCCUGCGGCUUGCAGGGGCCAGGCUGCUGGUGGCAGGUGCGUGCUUCCAGUGGCAGGGGUCGGGGAAGCAUGCAGACGUGAGCCGGGCUGGCGAGCUGUCUGUGCUCGGUGCUGCUUGUUUGCGCAAGACCGCCGCUUCAGGAAGGGAAUAGACUACAGAAUUUUCCAAAAGAGCCACCAAAAUUUUCUUCUGAACAGCAUCUACUAAGGUCCUUGAGAAGUGUGUGGUGGUGGACUCUCGGAAGUGAAGGAUGGUGAAGCGGAAGUGCAUCUGUGAUCUCUGCUCCUGCGGGCGGCAUCACUGUCCACAUCUCCCUACGAAGAUUUAUGACAAAACAGAGAAACCAUGUCUCCUCUCCGAGUACACCGAGAAUUAUCCUACCUACGAGUCUUACCUACCAAGACAUUCCUUUAAACCCAUACGGGUUUACCAGAAGGGAGAUGUACCAAUGGAAGGCCUGACCACAUCCAGGAGAGAUUUUGGGCUUCACAAAAUGAUACCAGUGAAAUUCCAUCAACAUGACCCAUACAUUCCAAGCGAAGAGAGUAUGGAUUUACUCACAACGUAUAAACACGAUUUUAACUACCUCCCUGUCUGUCAAAUUGGCUCCAUCAAACCCCGGGACAGUAAAUUUCUGAAUGGUGACAAGAUACAGUAUCUGCCUACUUACAAAGUCGAUUAUUUACCUUGGAACCAGCCGAAACGAGAGAUGCUUCGUCCACCACACAAGUACCGGCCAGAAUCUACCAGGUUUGAAAACAGAACCACACAUCAGGAUGAUUAUACCAUGAAAGGCCUUGUGACUACUGAGAGCUGUAAGCCUCUGACCAAACCAAAACUCUGUAACAUUCCCUUGGAGGAUCUGACUAACUACAAGAUGAGCUAUGUGCCCCACCCUGUAGAGAAGCGCUUUGUUAGAGAGCCUGAGAAAUUUAGACCCUGUGACAUCCCCUUUGAGAACCUGACCACCCACAAAGAGUCCUACCGAGGCCUCCUAGGGAAACCAGCCAAGAGCUUAAAACCUCCAGCCAGAUGCCCUGUGCAAGACAUACCUUUUUCAACUACCACCGAGUUUCAAGAAAAGUACCAAGCUUGGGCAACACCCCAGAUAGUCUCCAAGGCUCCCAUUACCUAUGUCCCUCCUGAGGAGAAGAUGGAUCUCCUGACAACUGUGCAGACCCACUACAGAUAUCUCAAGGGGACCCCUGCUCAAUCUUGCCGACCUGUGCUUUCCAUUAAGAAGAACAGUCACUUUGAAAGUUGUACCACCACCAAGGAUGACUUCAAGCAGUGGACAGCUGUGAACACAAAGCCAAUCAAACCCAUUCCUCAUCUGACCCUUCCUGUUGAGCCUUUAGACUGCCAGACUACCACUAAGAUCUGUUAUGUGCCCCACCCGCCUACCACUACUAAAAAUUACAAGCCCCCCUGGGUUGGCCUUCGAAGAAACAUCCCUGUGGAAGGUCAGACCACUUACUCCAUUAGCUUUACUCCCAAGGAAAUGGACAGGUGUCCAGCAUCAUACACAGAACCUCCCGGCUACGUCUUUGAGGAAGUGGAUUCCAUGGGGCACAAGAUAUAUAGGUCAAUUUCUCAGACAGGUUCUGAGCAGAACAGCUGUCUUUCUGUAAAUGAUGCAGAAAAGUCUGGCCAGAAGGAACUGGAAGUGUCAGCCUGACUUUGAAAAAAUAUUUAAAAAAUGCAUAGUACCUUUAAAAGCAGACACCUAAAAGUUAUUCAUUGAAGAAGAAUUUCCCAAAACAACAAGAAAAAUUAAAACACCUAUCUCAGAAUGAAAAAUGUUAUCAC
Molecule: messenger RNA, 1845 nt
Organism: Phodopus roborovskii (desert hamster)
Lineage: Eukaryota; Metazoa; Chordata; Mammalia; Rodentia; Cricetidae
Gene: Saxo1
Product: stabilizer of axonemal microtubules 1
Exons: 4
Coding region: 287-1714 (475 amino acids)
Biological process (GO): microtubule anchoring
Cellular component (GO): ciliary basal body; sperm flagellum; cytoskeleton
Molecular function (GO): microtubule binding
Source: RefSeq, a predicted model, not a curated record